AUGAAGCCCGCCGCCCGCCUCCUGCUCGCCCGUCCCCGCACCCUCCUCCGCCCCCUCCCCCUCGCCCGCCCAGCCUCCACAGACGCCUCCACCUCCACCUCCACCCCGCCCCCCAAUGUCGCCUUCGAGGACCUGUCCCAGCAGGCCAGCCUCGAGAUGGAACAGGCCCUCGCAGAGAGAGAAGUCCACCUAGCCACAUGGUUCCCGUCCAACUCUGGCAGGCACGAGCCCAUCCUGCUGCCCGUCUCCUCUCUUGCUUCACCAACCCCCACUCAGCCCUCUGGCGACGACGUCGUCAUUGCCCUUCCCCCAGACAUCUUUGCCCAACCCAUCCGCCGAGAUAUCCUCCACCGCUGUGUCGUAUGGCAUCUGUCACAACUCCGCCAGGGCAACAAACAAACAAAAUCACGAUCUACCGUCAACUACUCUGGCCGCAAACUGAUCCCUCAAAAGGGAACGGGUAGAGCUCGUGCGGGAGAUGCUUCAUCGGGCACAAGACGAGGUGGUGCGCCGAUCCACCCUAUUGCGCCCAAGAACUGGGCCCAGUCGCUUCCGCGAAAGGUCAACGAGCUCGGUCUCAAAAUCGCCUUGUCUUCGAAAUUGCAGAGCGGAUUGCUCAGAGUAGUACAAGAUCUGGGAGAGGGUGGAUGGUCAGGGACACGGGAGGCCAGAAAGGCAUUGGCGAAUGGUGUCGAGUGGCCUCGAUCUGAAUCUGGCCUUGAACAAGUGCCGGAAGCGACAGCCGCCGAGGAAUUAGGGUUGGAAGAGCAUGUGCAAGAAAAGGCCAUCGAGGAGCAGGUCAAGGAGGACGUCAAGGAUGCUGUCGAAACAGCAGUGGAACCAUCAGGACCCAUCUAUACCCCCCGCUUUGGCGCUCCAGAUGACCUGUCCAUCCUCUUCCUCUACACCCCUUGGAAACUCGAGUCUGAACUCGAAAGCUUCUUCCGGGCUACCCGAAACAUUCCAGGCGUCAAUGUCAUGGCCGCCGACGAGGCGACAGUGUAUGAUAUCCUCAAGAGCAGGUGGCUGGUGCUCGAGGGUGGUGCCGUGGAUUAUUUCGGGGAUGACGCUGGGCCUUUAAGCUUGGAGGAUUUCGAGCAGCCAGGGGAGUACGAGGUCGAGGAGGGCGUGGAAGCGGUGGACAGUGCCAGGGAAGAAGCGUUGAAGGCAUAG
Cryptococcus amylolentus CBS 6039 is the source of this 1173-nucleotide messenger RNA. RefSeq names its product 50S ribosomal protein L4. Bases 1 to 1173 code for a protein of 390 amino acids. Gene Ontology annotation, molecular function: structural constituent of ribosome. The record is from RefSeq and is a predicted model, not a curated record. Gene Ontology annotation, biological process: translation. The transcript has 3 exons. Gene Ontology annotation, cellular component: ribosome. Lineage: Eukaryota; Fungi; Basidiomycota; Tremellomycetes; Tremellales; Cryptococcaceae.